This is a messenger RNA of Sphaerodactylus townsendi, 4167 nucleotides long. It is a transcript of the gene MIER1, whose product is annotated as MIER1 transcriptional regulator. Lineage: Eukaryota; Metazoa; Chordata; Lepidosauria; Squamata; Sphaerodactylidae. The transcript is spliced from 13 exons. Bases 132 to 1637 code for a protein of 501 amino acids. Gene Ontology annotation, biological process: negative regulation of transcription by RNA polymerase II. Gene Ontology annotation, cellular component: nucleoplasm. The record is from RefSeq and is a predicted model, not a curated record. Gene Ontology annotation, molecular function: histone deacetylase binding; transcription corepressor activity.
CUCCUCCUCCUGAGAGACGGUGUCCGCCGCCGUCGCUCCUGCCGCCCCUCCGCUCCGUUCCUUCCUCCUCGGCCGCGGCGGCGAUGUGACUCUCCUCUCCUGGCUCGGCCCGCCCCAGCUGCGCGGCGAACAUGGCGGAGCCUUCUGUUGAGUCGGCAAGCCCAGGAGGGUCGGCAACAUCAGAUGACCAUGAAUUUGACCCAACGGCUGACAUGCUGGUUCAUGAUUGUGAUGAUGAAAGAACAUUAGAAGAGGAAGAAAUGAUGGAAGGUGAAACAAACUUCAGUUCUGAGAUUGAAGAUCUUACCAGGGAAGGUGAUAUGCCAAUUCAUGAACUACUUAGCCUUUAUGGCUAUGAUGGUACUGUACCGCUACCAGAAGAAGAGGAAGAGGAGGAGGAGGAGGAGGGUGAGGGUGAAGAUAAUGAUGACAACAGUGGCUUCAGUGGAGAAAAUAAAGAGGAGGCCACAAAGGAUUCAUCUGGUCAGGAGGAUGAAACCCAAUCCUCCAAUGAUGACCCAGCACCAUCUACCAUACAGGAAAUAAUUCGACCACGUCGGUGUAAAUAUUUUGAUGCAAAUAGCGAAAUAGAAGAAGAAUCUGAAGAAGACGAAGAUUAUAUUCCUUCAGAAGAUUGGAAAAAGGAAAUUAUGGUGGGUUCCAUGUUUCAAGCUGAAAUUCCACUUGGAAUAUCUAAAUACAAAGAGAAUGAGAGAGUAUAUGAAAAUGAUGACCAACUGCUCUGGAAUCCUGAUCACUUGACUGAAGAAAAAGUGAUUGAAUUCCUUAAUGAAGCCUCUAGACGAACUGGUGAUGAAAGAGGAAUAGAUGCUAUUCCUGAAGGGUCUCAUAUUAAAGACAAUGAGCAGGCCUUGUAUGAGUUAGUGAAAUGCAAUUUUGAUACCGAAGAAGCACUGAGAAGAUUAAAAUUUAAUGUGAAAGCAGCUCGAGAGGAGCUAUCUGUCUGGACGGAGGAAGAAUGUAGAAAUUUUGAACAAGGUUUGAAGGCCUAUGGAAAGGAUUUUCACUUGAUUCAGGCAAACAAGGUACGAACACGAUCUGUUGGUGAAUGUGUAGCAUUUUAUUACAUGUGGAAAAAAUCAGAACGAUAUGACUUCUUUGCUCAGCAAACACGAUUUGGUAAAAAGAAGUACAAUCUGCAUCCAGGUGUAACGGAUUAUAUGGACCGCCUGCUAGAUGAAAGUGAAAGUGCUGCAUCCAGCCGGGCUCCCUCCCCUCCACCCACAGCUUCUAACAGCAGCACCAGCCAUUCAGAGAGAGAAGACAGUACAGCCAGCAACAGUAAUCAAAAUGGUAUAUCUACUAAUGGACCUGAAUUAUCCAGCAAGGAAGAAGUAAAAAUUGAAGGAUUACAUAUGAAUGGACCAACAAUGGGCAAAAAAAUGCCACUUGGGGAUUUUGAUUCAAAUGGUUAUGAAACAGAAAAUAUUUCCAAUCAUUCGAAACUUGCUCAUACAAAUGCAAGAAAUGAAAAUGAUUUUGAAGAAAAAAACGAAAGGCCUGCAAAGAGGAGAAGAGUCAACAGUAACGGAAAGGAUAGUCCAGGAUCCUCAGAAAUGUUUCCAGAACCAGUAGCUCAAGGGAAGUUUGGAGAACAGGAGACUGUGGAUGACUAAAUGUUUGGUUUUUUUUCCUUUGAGUAAUUUUUUGGGUGUCUGAAAUUUUCAGGGUUGAUAGGUUACCUUAUUGAUUCAAAUUCCAUAACAUAAUGCUAUUGAGAUUUUGAAAUACAUUUUCAGAGCUUCUAAAUUCUGGUCAAAUGAAGUUACAGUAUGCUUUUUAUCCUUUAAUACAAAUGUAGUGAAUGGAAGAGUAUUCUGUUGAACAGAUCUUCCUGGUCAGUUUGUGAAAGAAGCAUCUGUUAUACUUGCUGUUCUCUGCAAAUCACCUUAAGUCACUGAACUGUCAAAGUAAUGAGCUGCGAAGGCAUGUAUCAGAGAGGUAACAAAAUUCAUAAAGGUGCUGCAAGUAGCUGUUGAUUUUUGUGUUUGUCCACAGGAAGAGAAAGCAUCUGAUGAUAAAGGAAUACCUGUAAAUCCUGAAAAUUGUAUGUGAAAAACUAUUUUUAUAUAUAUAGAAAUAUUUAAAAAUGAACCAAGUCAGGUUUGUAUAUGUAAAAUUGUUGACAUCAGUGAUGUCUUUUCAUAUUCCUAUCUGGAUAUAAAAAUACAUUCUGUAUUUUUCCAGAUUCUUUGUAGCCUUUGAAAGAUUUUUACAUACUUAUGUCAUGAUUGAGGUGUCAUUUCUAAAAACAAGAGUGUGUAAUUUUCGUAACUUGUACAGUAUGGUAAACUUUUAUGAGAUGUUCAGAAGAAUCUGUCAGCUUCAUUUUAUUUUGCUAAAGCUUUUUUAUUAACAGUAAAUCAUAUUUCAGAAAGCAGUAAAAAUUAAAUAUUUAAAAUUCACACCCAGUUAUGAAUAUUGAAAACUUCUCUUGUGACAAUAGUGACUUGGAAUUUUAGAGUUUAGCUCGAUGCUUUGAUUGCACAAGUGUUCUUCCUUUUAUAAUAUUAUUUGAAUUUAUUUUUAUGAUAGUAGAAAUCAGCUUAAUGGUUUAAUAUGGCUAAAUCUUGUUAGCCAAGUUAAAACAUUAUACACACUACUAUUAGGAAAUGGGUCAAAUGAUUCUGACUGCCUUGAGGCAGCACCUAAACUAGUGUUCAGUGAAGUUUAGUGGGACUGAUGCUACUUAUUUGAAAGCAGAAGAGUCUUCAUGUAAAGUAAUUGUUGCAUAAGUGAACAAAUACACACAUUUAUCUAUUUGCAGUACCAUUAGGGCUGUUAUUGUGUGUGGGUUUUUUUUUUAAUUGCUAGAAAUCAUUGACAAUGUGGUUGGGAAUAUCCCACAAAGUAAUUGGGUUAUGGCCAUAAUGGAGGUUUGCAACAUCUGUCCCUUGAUAGCUAAAUACAGUCAUGUAAAGUUACUCAUUAAAAAGAUAACUUAAGUCAUCCACCUGUCCUUUGGCUCACUUUAAAUGUUCUGACCACACUGUUUCAGGUUGGCCUGAUUGUUGUGGUAGGCUUGGCAGAAUGUUUAGUCUUUCAUUAUAAACCUCAAACUGCUUUUUAAGACCCUCUGUUGUAAUUUCAUUGUAGACAUCACUGGAACUAUUUAAAGAUUAAUUUAGCCCCAUUUUUCAUAAAAUGUUUUGGGUGAAUUCUGUAACUUCACAAUUCAGGGCCAAUAUUUAUUUUGUCUACAGCUCAACAGCAGUGUAUCUCAGUAAAUGUCAUUUGCAGAUUUAGAGAUUACAUCCUUACCCCCUUGUAAAUCCCAUUGCUUUAGAAAGCUGCCAGUGUUAUUAAUAUGGGAAUCCAAAGUUUUCACAGCCUUGUAUCAAAGAUUGUCUUUCAGAGCAAGGCAAUGUAAUGCUUUUAGAAAUCUUUGCAACCUAUUUUUCUGUUGCUUAUAUUUUGCAAGUUGGAAAUGACUGCAAAACAGUUCAUAGGAAACUUUAUAAAUAUAUUGUUCUCAGGCUUGUACGUAAAAUAUAGCACUGUGUACAUGUUCAGAAAUUACUUGGAUCUUUAAUCUUACCUUUAAAGGUAUGCCUAAGAAAAGUCCUGACAUUCCAUAAUCAAUAUGUAAUGCUCAGCUGUUCUUUAAGUAUUUAAUUGCAAUGUGCAUUUUCUUUAUGCAGGUGUUUAUAUACAAUAUUUUGUUCAUGUUCUUUAAAUGCAGCCACUAUAACUUGAUAAGACAUUGCACUAGUAGUACUAUUUAAAUUCUAGUAAUAUAGUAACUGUUCAAGAAACUUUCAAUGCAGUUUGGAAUUAAUUAAAAAUUUCCACUUGUUUCCAAAUUGAAUUGAAUGUCAGUGCAGCUUGUGUAUAGUCCUUGUAUUCUUUUAAGCACUGUUGUGUCCAGUUGGACGCUGUGUCCUGAUCCAUGAAGUGCAUUGCGUGCAGUCUGAUUCAAACCUUCAAUUCAACAGGUCUAACUGUUGGGCUUUAUAAAGGGUUGAAAGUGAUAUUUUGAAAGAAAUUUAAAGAUUUGCAAAUUAGUUUUUAUAAAUUUUUCACAUAGUACUUUUGCACUGUUGGUAAUCUCCAUGCCCCUUUCCCUAGCUCCCUGUCUGCAAUUCUGGAAAAGCUUAUUAAAGUAUUUUUUUAAACAUAUGCUUAUAUAAAUACUAUUGUUGAAUA